This is a messenger RNA of Alternaria rosae, 1088 nucleotides long. RefSeq lists its product as uncharacterized. Bases 290 to 973 code for a protein of 227 amino acids. Lineage: Eukaryota; Fungi; Ascomycota; Dothideomycetes; Pleosporales; Pleosporaceae. The transcript is spliced from 2 exons. The record is from RefSeq and is a predicted model, not a curated record.
AUGAUUGAAAUGAAGUCCAAAUCGUAUGUAUGCAGGUCGGUGAUACUAACCUUCCUGCGGCGGUCAAUCUUAGAUACGUCAGCGCUAAACUUUAUCGCCAGUAACCUCGGAACCUGAGCUCCCUGCUUCGCAAGUAACGCGACGCGCAACGAAAUCCGACCGCAACUAUGCCUUUUAUCAUACCGCCAGCCUUAUCGCAUAGGUUUCCACCUCCACGAAGACCCUACUUAAAUCAUCCUUCAUCGUCCGCUCCGCGCGAAUUCCAUACCUACACCUCCCCCGAACUACGAUGACCACCCGAAGAAGAACCGAACACCUGGAAGACUUCACCGCUCACGAAUGGUGUAAAGCCCUCUUCGCCGACCCCUCGAUAACGCACAUCCACGAUCGCCGCCUGUUUGACGCCCGCGACGGCUGGAAUCUGCUCUUCACACGCGGCCUCUUCACAUCCGACGCGAUCCGCGCGUUUCUCGACUUGUGGAAACCGGGUCAUGGGAAGCGGCGGGAGGUUGUAGAACCCAACAGCAUAGUCACACACACGGAUACAACAUGGGAGGAUAUCGUGCCGCGCGACAACCCGAAAGAGGCGGCCAGACAAGCAGCGAAGGAGGAUAUACAAUACGAUCUCUCCGACCCGGAAGCAGCGGAACACAUCGUGUUAGUAUCGCUAGCACAUGAUGCCGACGGGAAUGUGGCGAGUCUACAUGGCGGCGUUACGGCGUCGCUGCUGGAUCAUUGUAUGGGCGGCCUUAUACUCAAGUACUAUGGCAUUCCGAAUGCGACGAGUGAGUUGCGGGUCAAGUAUAAGAAGAAUCUGGUAACGCCAUCUGUGGUCAAGGUUAGGGCGAAGAUCAUGAGGGAGAAGGGGAGGUAUGUUGAGGCUGUGAGCUGGGUGGAAGAUGGAGUGGGUGGAGUGUUUGCGGAGGGGUGGGGCAGUUUUGUCAAGAAUAGAGUGGUUAUGGCGAAGAUGUAGACGGUGGUGAUGGAGGCGGAAUAUAUGUGUGGAAUAUAAAAGGGAUGGGCUUCGAUGACAUACAUCGCACGAAUCUCAAAAUCAAGGCACGCACAUGUUUGGAUCUGAGGCGCAG